AUGGUAGAAAAACAUAGAAAAGGAAAAAAAGAAGAGGUUGAGAUGAUGAACGCAUUACCAGGAGGAGAAGAGAAGUCAGAGGAAAAUGCAACGAAAAAGCACCAGAGUGGUGGUGAACUGUUGAUAUGUGGAUGGGAAGAGCGCAUUGCCGCACUGGAAGGAAUCAUUCAUAGGCAGGAUGAAGAACUUCGUCGAGUCGAGACGUCAACCGGAGCCUUUGUCCAAAUAAGGCGGGAUGCAGAAAAUAGAGACCCACCAGCUGCAGUGGUAUAUCCUGCUACAGAGGCUAGACAUGAGUUGUUAGCAGAGAGAUUUCGGAAACAACACCCACCUGAGUUUGAGGGAGGCAUAGACCCGGUAGUGGCUGAGGAGUGGAUAAGUCGCAUAGAAAGCAUUUUGCAGAUGCUAAGGGUGGAUGGGAAUGACCGAGUGAAGUGUGCAUCUUACAUGCUGAGGAAAGAUGCUCGUAUCUGGUGGGAGGUGGUAGAACAAACAAAGGAUGUAGAUACCAUGAACUGGGACGAUUUCAAAAGGGUCUUUAAUGAGAAGUAUUAUAACUCAGCAGUUCUAGCAGCAAAGGUCGAUGAAUUUACUGGGUUAGUCCAAGGGAGUCUUACUGUGACUGAGUAUGCACAAAAAUUUGAUAGAUUGAUAAAAUUCGCUCCAGAUCUGGUACCUACUGAUAGAGUGCGAGCACAUCGAUUUGUGGAGGGCCUGAAACCAAUGGUUGCUCGAGAUGUGGAAAUUGUGUCAAGGGGUCAAUUCAGUUUUGCUCAAGUUGUCGAAAUGGCUCUUACGGCGGAGCGGAGUGAAAACAAAAUUUGGAAGGAAAAUGCUGCCAGGAGAGAAUCUAAGAAAGGUGGAGCCAAUUCUAAUGACCACAAGAAACGGGGACGGGACCGGUCCGGGCGGCCAAGUCAAGACAAGAGGUACAAAAGUGAUAACGACCAACGAUUUAAUGGCGGCGGUGGGCGAAACAUUCCGAAUGCCCUAAAUGUACCAAACGUCAUCUCGGCGAGUGUCGCGCAAAAGCAUGCUACAAAUGUGGAAAAGAAGGACACAUCAAACGCAAUUGCCCACUGUGGGGACGGGCGGGAACGAGCGAGAACCCAAGAAAGAUGA
Molecule: messenger RNA, 1122 nt
Organism: Cannabis sativa
Lineage: Eukaryota; Viridiplantae; Streptophyta; Magnoliopsida; Rosales; Cannabaceae
Exons: 2
Coding region: 1-1122 (373 amino acids)
Source: RefSeq, a predicted model, not a curated record